CAGCAAAGAGGGACUUAGGAGAAUAGAUCUAAAGGACACCCCGAGAAUCUAGGCCGGGCGGCACACAUCUGGGUACUCCCAACACCUAGAAGGCAGAAGCAGGAGGAUCACAAAUUUGAGGCCGGCAGGAGUUAUAAAGUGAGACUCUAUGUGAGGAAGUAAAAAUAAAAUAAAAAGAUGAUCUGAGAGAGAAGGCUGAAUCCACCGAGCCUGGGAAGGAAUGAACGCUGGCAAUGGGUGCGCCCUACAGGAGCCAGCUGAGUUAGUUACACUGGAGAGAUGACCAUUUUAAACCACAGGCUGUCCUUUUCACAGUACUGCCCCAGGCUCCCGUUCUAGCGGCUCCUAGUUGUUGGAGAUUUGCAGAUGAAUGGCGGUGUCGGGGAAGGUCCACGAGAAAACCUGCUCCCUAGAACUGUGGAAGAUGGUCCAGCUCCAGCUGCCUCCUGGGAGGGCUGCCUCUUCCCCAGGUUUCUUCGGGGCUUUGCGGUGCUCUCCUGCCCAACUUGUAUAAAGUAAAAAAGGCUAUGGAGCGCUGCCUUAGAAGGCCCGCUGCACUCACAGAGACUCUGAGCGCCUUUGAACCCAAAGUUUUAUGUUGCCCUUUUUAAAAGCCCCACCCUUGCUGUCCAUCACCCAUACAGACCAUCCAUUUCCACCUACCAUUCCCAGCGAUCUUUAGGGCACACAGAGUACCACUUUAAAGAGAUGCAGUGAGAGACGAGUUCCCUAUCCAAGAAGGUCUUCCUGCCUGGCCGGCCCUUGGCCAGCUAAUAGAAGGCAUGUGCCCAGAAGACAUUGCUUUGACUAAAGGAACAUGCAGCAAACUUAGACAUCUCUAUUAGAACAGGGGGACUCGAACAUCGCUAGCAAGAAGUCCAGCGCCACAGCUUCCAACCCGUCCGUCAAAUCCACAAUACCAGAGUCCUCAUGAAUGAAGGAGGAAGAAUAUUCUCCAGAGUCUGUGGGUGGGUUCGGAAGAAACCACGCACGCCUUGAACAGUGGAUGAGGCGACCCUGGGCUUCCUGGCCCACCCAUGUAAUUCACUGUGCUUGUGACGUCGUGGACGCCAGACUCCAGCAGGCGUGGGAUGCCCUUACCCGCCCCAGAAGUCACAGGCGUCACCGCGCCUUUCCACGCCACCAGCCAGGGGAAAGAGAAGGGGCGGGGACCUGGCAGCAACUGGGCUGCCCGACUCGCAGCCAAGAGAGGCAGGGCACCUCCCCGGCUUCGCAGCGGUGACCUCCGCGGUCCUCCAGGCCGCUCGCCCUCCGGCUGCGCCCGCCCCAGGACGCCGGCGCCGGGUCCCCACGCGACUACCUCCUGGCGUUGGCACUCCCCUCCUCCUCCUCCUCCUCGCUCGCCCCUCCUCCGCCUCUUCCGUUUCAGAAGGAAAGUCUGCAGCCUGCUUCUGGGCUCCGCAUCCCCUCUUAGCCGAGAGCCAGAGGAGCCGGAGGGCGGGGGAACCUUUAGAAAUGUCAGACAUUCUCCGGGAGCUGCUCCGUGUCUCCGAGAAGGCUGCUAACAUCGCCCGGGCGUGCCGGCAGCAGGAGGCCCUCUUCCAGCUGCUCGUGCAAGAGAAGAAAGAUGCGGAGAAGAACAAGAAGUUCGCGGCGGACUUCAAGACCCUGGCCGACGUGCUGGUGCAGGAAGUCGUAAAGCGGAACCUGGAGAAUAAGUUUCCAGGCUUGGGGAAAAAAAUUUUUGGCGAAGAAUCCAAUGAAUUUACAAAUGAUUUGGGGGAAAAGAUCACUGUGGAGCUGCGGUCCACGGAGGAGGAGACAGCAGAGCUUCUCAGCAGAGUCCUGGAUGGCAACGUGCCGGCGUCUGAAGCACUGGCGAAGGUGGUGCAUCAGGAUGUGGACCUAAGUGACCCCACUCUGGAGUCCCUGGAGAUCAGGGUCCCACAGGAAAUUCUGGGGAUUUGGGUGGACCCCAUAGAUUCCACCUAUCAGUAUAUUAAAGGUUCUCCCGAUGUGAAAUCCAACCAGGGAGUCUUCCCCAGUGGGCUUCAGUGUGUGACGAUUUUGAUUGGUGUCUAUGACAUACAGACAGGCGUGCCCCUGAUGGGAGUCAUCAACCAGCCUUUUGUGUCUCAGAAUCUAACUACUCUAAGGUGGACGGGGCAGUACUACUGGGGCCUCUCCUACAUGGGGACCAACAUCCAUUCCCCGCAGAUCGCCCUCUCUAAAGGGACCGGCGGUGAAACCCAGACUGAAAACUCAGACGGGGAGCUCUCCCGCCCCCUGUCCGCAGUCAUCAGUACCAGCGAGAACGAGACCAUCAAAGCGGCGCUGUCGCGAGUGUGCAGAGGCGGCGUCUUCCCGGCAGCCGGGGCAGGCUACAAGAGCCUCUGUGUAGUCCAAGGCCUGGUUGACAUUUACAUCUUCUCAGAGGACACCACGUUCAAGUGGGACUCCUGUGCCGCCCACGCCAUUCUGAGGGCCAUGGGUGGGGGCAUUGUAGACAUGAAAGAGUGCUUGGCGCGAAAUCCCGAACCGGGGCUGGACUUGCCACAGUUGCUGUAUCACAUGGAAAACAAAGGUGCUUCCGGAGUGGAUCUCUGGGCCAACAAGGGAGGACUGAUAGCCUAUAGGUCCAGGCAUCGGCUGGACACUUUCCUGAGCUGCCUCAUCCAAAACCUCGGACCUUUGAAGACACAGACAUAGGGCCCUGAUCUCAACUCGCCCUAAAGCUGAACGGAACCCCUUUGUGCUGUCUGUUUAAUGUUCCCUUGCCUCUUUUCAGGGACAUUUUCCCGUUAUGUGUUCAUAAUGUUAAUUUCUGUAAAUUAAUGACAUUCAUGUCACAACUAAGUUGGUAUAUGAUAUUCUUACAGGGAACCUUGUUCUGUUAAUGUUGCUUGGAACCCUUCAAUAAAAUUCCAAGGGAGGAGUGAAAUUGCCCGGCUGGAGUAGAACGGCUGAAUGGAGCCAGGCUGGAGCUUGGUUUUAUUUCUCGUCCUGGAGAAGAAAUCUGUGGUUCGGGCCUGAGGCAGGAGAUUCAGAACUGUGGAUCUGAAUAAUAGAGCCAAGUGCAUAGGCUUUUAAUAGUUUGUGUUUCUCCUUUAAAAUAAAUAAGUAAAAGCUCGAUGCGGAGGCAGGGAGGGAAUUGGAAAUCAGGAAACAAAAAGGAGAGAUAUACAGAGACUGGAGAAAGCAUGGAGAGAGAGAGAGAGAGAAAGAGAGAGAGAGAGAGAGAGAGAGGAGAGAGAGGAGAGAGAGAGAAUGUAUAUGCAGUCAAGUGAUAGCUAGCUUCCUACCAUAGGUCAAGCAGAAGAGGUGUGUGCGUGUGUGUGCGCAUGUGUGUGUGCGCGCGCGUGUGUGUGUGUGUGUAAAUGUAUAAGCAAGCGAGUGAUAGCUAACCUCCUACCAUAGGGCAAGCAGAACAGGUGUGUGUGUGCGUGCGCGUGUGUGCGUGUGUGUGUGUGUAAAUGUAUAAGCAAGCGAGUGAUAGCUAACCUCCUACCAUAGGGCAAGCAGAACAGGUGUGUGUGUGCGUGCGCGUGUGUGCGUGUGUGUGUGUGUAAAUGUAUAAGCAAGCGAGUGAUAGCUAACCUCCUACCAUAGGCCAAGCAGAAGAGGUGGCGCAAAGAGCUCCCUCUGUUUUGCAUAGCUAUUUACUCUCUACUGUAACCCCAGUGCGACCCUCUGUUUUGCCACACUAAGGACUCUUAGAGCUUUGCUGUGUCCUGCAGCCCAGGUCACCCUGGUGGUGUCCACUGGAAGGAUCAAGCCAACCUUCAGCCGGCUGCAGUCCCUCCGUCCUCUCUGGGUACUGAUGGCUGUUUCUACGUUAAUAUUACAAACCCAAGUUACUGGGAGGAAGUCAGACCUGUUUGUUCCUUCCGUUAUUCCUAAACUCGAGAAAUGAAUUGACAAAUAAUGUAUGUAUAUUUAUGUUGUACACUUGUGAUUCUUUGAAGUGCGCAUGCUACAUGGAGCUAAUAGCUCACCCUUUGUGGUGAGGAGACCGGCAAAUAUUACUAGUAAUCUUCCAGGAUAUGCCCCACUGUUAACUACAGUCACCAUGUUGGAUGAUAGAUCUCUUGAACAUUCUAACUGAAAUUUCAUCCCCUUUUUACCAAUAUCUCUUCCUAACUACCCCCCUGCCUCAGCUCUAAGUCGACGACAUCCUGAGUUUGUUUUUAGACUGCAGAGAGAAUCCAGCUCUGUAACGGCAAAGCUCAAAUCAGUCGGCCUUGCCGGACCUGUGACAAACACUGGAUGAUUCCAGAAUCCUGACUGCUGUGGUCAAUACUAUAAUAAACAUGGAGCAUACUUCAAGGAGGAACGGAAGAACAGACUCCACAAAGCUGUCCUCGGAGCUCCACGCGGGCAUGUGUGCACCCGCAUCGUGUCCACACUCUCAUACGAUAAUAAAGUUGAGACAGUUAGACCCUGUGCAGAACAGAAGCCCUGACCUCCGUUCGUUCUUCUUCCUUUCCAUUGCGAUUACACACGUGAGUCCCGGAAACUCUCUGGCGUGUUGGCACCUCCUCAUGGGAGGGGCAGAGAAGCUCAUGUGACUUCAUGGAAAUUUUAGAAAGUUCCACACGGAGGUUACGCAAAAAGAAAAUAAUGGACCGUGGCGGAAGAGGGAAGAGGAUUCUUCUGUGGCGUAGCUGCUCAGAGUUGGGGGGGGGGCGGGAUGUUUCUUUGGGGUGUGGCCUAAUUAAAGUCCAUCCCCUCCCCAGCCCUCAGCAAACACCAUCCCACUCCCUGUCUCUAUGGGCGGGGCUACUUCAGAUUACCUUAGUUAAUCGGAGUCAAAUUUUUGUGUCUAUUUUGUGAAUAGCUAAUUUCACUUAGCAUGCUAGCUUCAUUCAUGUUACAUGUAUGUCAGCAUUUCCCCCUUGUUAAGGCUGAGUGUUAUUCCAUGGCCUGUGUGUGUCCUGCCGUUUUUGUUUAUCUUUUCAUUUUUCCCCCCUAUUUCUGUCUUUGGUGGCUGUACGCAAAGCUGUUAUGAACAACAAAUUCCCAAAUAUUGGAUAAUAGUUUCGAUAUGCAGUAAUGUAUAUUUCAAUUGCAGUCAUGUAGAGACAAAUCACUAAUCACAGUUGAAGGUAUGGAUGAUUACAUAAUACUUGAUCACAGAAGCAAAAAUUAAAAUGCUAUGCUGAGCUGGGGGAAGCAGAAAUAACUUUUUCUGAAAACAAAGCUCGUGGUCAUUGAAUAUUUUGUGAGCAUUUCUGAUAAUUUAUGUACAUCUAUUCCUAGAAUUAUGCUUUUAUAGGUGGUGUCAAAUGAUCACCACUAUCAAAAAUUAUUCUAAAUAUGUCCUUAAAAUAGUAUAGUAAAGGCUGAUGGCUCAGUGGAUACAGUUCUAAAUAUGAAAAUCUGAAUUUGCGUCUCAGCACGACACAGGAGCCAGGCGUGGCAGCUUGCAUAGCCCUGACUCCAGGGCUGGAGUGAGUGAAACAAGAUAGACCAUGGAGGUUGACCAGAUAGCCUAGCCAAACACAGUUGAGCUUUAAGCUCAGUCUCCUAGUUAGCGACAUCUUCCAACUGACAGCCCAGAGUUAUCUGGGGGAGUCUCAGCUGGGGGGUUGCCUUGAUCAUAUUGGCCUGGGGAAUAUUUGUAUGGCUAUUUUCUUUUGUUUCUUUCUUUUUUGUUUUUUUCAAGACAGGGUUUCUCUGUGGCUUUGGAGCCUGUCCUAGAACUAGCUCUGUAGACUAGGCUGGCCUUGAACUCACAGAGAUCUGCCUGCCUCUGCCUCCCGAGUGCUGGGAUUAAAGGUGUGUGCCACCACUGCCCAGUGGAUAUUUUCUUAAUUGCUACUUGAUGUAAGGUGCCCCAGUCCAGUGCGGGUGGUACCAUCCCUCAACAGAUAAGCCUGAGCUAUAUAAGCCUGGCAGAUGCUAGAGAAAACAGUAGGCAGCUUUUCUUCAUGGCUUUUGCUUGAGUCCCUGCCCUGACUCCCUUCAGUAAUUUGUCUGUAACCUCUAAAAUGAAAUAAACCCAUU
Microtus ochrogaster (prairie vole) is the source of this 5967-nucleotide messenger RNA. It is a transcript of the gene Inpp1, whose product is annotated as inositol polyphosphate-1-phosphatase. The record is from RefSeq and is a predicted model, not a curated record. Gene Ontology annotation, biological process: phosphatidylinositol phosphate biosynthetic process. NCBI's taxonomy places the organism in Eukaryota, Metazoa, Chordata, Mammalia, Rodentia, Cricetidae. Gene Ontology annotation, molecular function: inositol-1,4-bisphosphate 1-phosphatase activity.